CCGGCGCCUGCCCAGGAGGAAGUCCCCCGGGCCGGGCGGCCGCGGGCCCAUGAACAGCCGGGCCCCAGGGACGCUGGCCGUGGGGAGAGUGAAAUUCUUCAGCCGGCACCGCGGGGAGGUCAACUCCUCCGCCUUCUCUCCCGACGGCCAGAUGCUGCUCACAGCCUCCGAAGAUGGCUGUGUGUAUGGCUGGGAGACCCAGAGUGGGCGGCUGCUGUGGAGGCUGGGUGGCCACACAGGCCCCGUGAAGUUCUGCCGCUUCUCUCCUGAUGGCCGCCUCUUUGCCAGCACCUCCUGUGACUGCACCAUCCGCCUGUGGGAUGUGGCAGAAGCCAAGUGUCUGCAGGUCCUAAAGGGUCACCAGCGGAGUGUGGAGACGGUCAGCUUCAGCCCUGACUCGAAGCAGCUGGCAUCGGGUGGCUGGGACAAGCGGGUGAUGCUCUGGGAGGUGCAGUCUGGCCACGUGCUUCGCCACUUAGCAGGGCACCGAGACUCCGUCCAGAGCAGUGAAUUCGCACCCAGCUCAGACUGCCUGGCCACUGGCUCCUGGGACGCCACCAUACGCAUCUGGGACCUGCGGACGGGGACCCCAGAGGUCUACCAGGAGCUGGAGGGCCACAGUGGCAACAUCAGCUGCCUGUGCUACUCAGCGUCUGGCCUCCUGGCAUCUGGCUCCUGGGACAAGACCAUCCACAUCUGGAAGCCCUCGACCAGAAGCCUGCUCCUCCAGCUCAAGGGCCACGUCACCUGGGUGAAGAGCAUAACCUUCUCCCCUGAUGGGCUGCAGCUGGCCAGCGCUGGCUACUCGCGCAUGGUCAAAGUCUGGGACUGCAACACGGGAAAGUGCAUGGAGACGCUGAAGGUGAGGCCUGUGGCUGAGGCACCCAAAGGUGCGUGGGCGGACCUGGCAGGGGAGGCCGGGGUGGACAGGACUCACUGCCAGAGCCCAAGGCCGUGCUGUUGGCAGGGAGUCCUGGACGUGGCCCAUGCCUGCACCUUCACCCCAGAUGGGAGGCUCUUAGUGUGUGGAGCUGCAGAUCAGGCAAGAUGCCAAGUCCACCGCAGUCAAAUCACCCAGGCUCUCUCGAAGAUGACACCACCUCGGAUGGCUCCUGGACCUCAUGCCCUGCGUCUCCCUGCCCAAGGCGCAAGGGGCCCGGUGGAAUGAACCUGGGAAAGGACAGUCAGGCAGCCCUCCACCACAGGCCCAAAGUCACCACCACAGGGCACCCAAUGAUCACUGUGGUCAGAACCGUGUGGGCCCCAGACCAGGGCGGCUGACGCUGCGCAGGCAUGCUGACAUCCACCCGGCACCUGGUAACCAUGACCAGGGCCACGCCAGCCCCUCUCCAGCCCGGUUAGUUGA
Messenger RNA from Equus quagga, 1366 nucleotides. It is a transcript of the gene WDR38, whose product is annotated as WD repeat domain 38. Gene Ontology annotation, cellular component: kinetochore; neuronal cell body; microtubule associated complex. Gene Ontology annotation, biological process: microtubule organizing center organization; vesicle transport along microtubule; retrograde axonal transport. Bases 50 to 1168 code for a protein of 372 amino acids. The record is from RefSeq and is a predicted model, not a curated record. Lineage: Eukaryota; Metazoa; Chordata; Mammalia; Perissodactyla; Equidae. The transcript is spliced from 8 exons. Gene Ontology annotation, molecular function: dynein complex binding; microtubule plus-end binding.